ACUCUAGUUUAGGCGGCACCGAGUGAUUUAUUCAAAGUUGUAAAAACAUAUUCUUUAGGAUUUUUACUAAAUACUGUUUAUCCAGAUGCUGUAAAAAGAAAAACAGAGGGAUAAUUUAGUUGUACCUUUUCUCGGAAUAAAUCAAUUUUUGAACAAGCAUGGGUUUUGUUGCAAAUAUUUGAAACCACAAGGCCAAAUGUAGAACAAUGACGAUUGAGAAGUCUUCGCUGUAUGCUGUUUGAGGUUGGAGACAAAUCUCCUGGGAAGCUGCCAAAUAGCAUGAAAGUGCUCUUUAAUGUUAGCAUAUUCGUCAUCAGCUUACAGUACAAAUGGGACGCUGUAAGGAGUCUUAUCUCUAGAAAGCGUACUCAGCUUAAUGUACAAUCUGAAGAGAUGUAAGAUGCAUUCAAUGAUAAUCCCGCAUGGGCAACUUAUCGUGGCCAUUUCAUAUCCCAAAACCAGGUCACGCACUCUAUCUCGACUAUAUCUUCGUGCGUUCUUUGCGUUAUCGGAGAACUAUUGAUGCUUGUCGUGUGUUACACGCAGCAUAGAAUUUGGAAUAAGAUUGGGGACAUUACACUAUUGUAUCGAGAUUUAUUUCUAAUGCAGUUGUAUAGGUUCAAAAGACCUGUAACGGCCGGUGCAAUAGAGGACUGUACCUAGCCCUUGGUUCAAUGACUGGGUGGAUAAGGAUAUCC
Molecule: messenger RNA, 698 nt
Organism: Trichoderma atroviride IMI 206040
Lineage: Eukaryota; Fungi; Ascomycota; Sordariomycetes; Hypocreales; Hypocreaceae
Source: RefSeq, a predicted model, not a curated record